GUCAAAAUGAUGUUCAAUAAGGGACAAAAAGAAAGUGCUUAGUGUCAACCGUGACCUUGGUUUGGAUGAUACACCUGAAGCGUUGACGUUUGAAUAUCAUGAGCUUAUUCAAGCUCCAUAAGCCUUCUCUCCUCGAGGUGUCAUCUGCGCUUGAAAGUCAUUUAAAGAAUUGUUUCGAAACUGUCAAGUGCUCGAUUACUGAUUGUCCUGAUUUGACAAGUUCACCAUAUGGCCUUACCUUAAGAGGAUUGAGUGGUGAAGGAGUAAUUUGUGAUGUUGGGAGCUUUGACUACCUUUUGCCUGUCCCAAAAAAGGAUAGACAUUAUGACCUUUUAGAUGUAUUUCGAAGCGCUGGGGUAGCUGCUGGUGCUGUAAUUGGGGCUGGUGCUGGACCAUUUUUUCUUACUGGAUCGAACUCUGAGAUGGUCGUAAAUAUUUCGUCUGAAAAUGGUGUUGUAAAAAAUGGUUCUUUAUUUGGAUCAUACGAUAAAGAAAAUAAUAAACCUUUACUAACAAAAGCUGAUAAUACCAAAUUUGCUUUGUUAGGUCAAAUGUUCAUGUGUGAAGGUAAACCUGGACCGGUUAUUGAAUUAAAUGUAUCUGGUCGUAUUCGUGAUGGAAAAUUCGAUGCUAUGAUUCGUGAAGCAUUACAUGUAAAAUAUGGUCAUUUAAAUAAUGCUGUUGGUUUGGGUGGAGUUAUAGUUCAAGAACAAGGCAAAUCAUUAUAUCAUGUACUUCCUGAAUUCUCACAAGAACCUCUUGAUUCAGGUGAGAAACUUCGUAAUUGGAUUAAAAUGUUUGAAAUGGAAUCUCCUGUGAUUUCGGUUGGAAUCGCUGUUUCACACGAUCCUCAUCAUCUUGGUUUACGUUUAGAACAUUUUCAUUGUUUUAAUCAAGAUCAAACAAAUUGUGGGCAUUGUCAUUUUGAUACUCAUGGUCCAACUGUCUCUUAUCGUGGUUAUUUUGCAAUAGCUGAACAUUUAUUACGUAUUGAUCAACCAAGAUGGUCCACAGGUGAAGUCGAGAAGGCUCUAAGAAGCCCAGAAGGAGCCCGACAUAUUCCAUCCAAUCAACUUUGGAAGGAAUAUUCUCGAAUUACUACGUGUAGCUUCCUUAUUGGAUAGUGCUGAUAACUCCCUGUGUGCGGAUUGGAUAACUAUAACGAUGAUUUUGUUUCUACUGCAAACUACAAAUAUCUGACAAUUUUGUACCAUAAUCGACACUGUUUGGAAUAAGAUUCCCAUCUAAUUGUCUUCUGUCUUCUGAUUUGUGACUUGAGAGGGUUUUAGCGUUCGAGUGCUCAAGUAUUGUGAGAUAGACUAAGAAAUCUAAGUACGAGAUAUAUCGAAUUCAUCUCAGUUUUUUUCUUUGCU
This is a messenger RNA of Schistosoma rodhaini, 1373 nucleotides long. The record is from the annotation of a GenBank genome assembly. Lineage: Eukaryota; Metazoa; Platyhelminthes; Trematoda; Strigeidida; Schistosomatidae.